Molecule: messenger RNA, 2242 nt
Organism: Eupeodes corollae
Lineage: Eukaryota; Metazoa; Arthropoda; Insecta; Diptera; Syrphidae
Product: 3'-5' ssDNA/RNA exonuclease TatD
Exons: 5
Coding region: 426-1334 (302 amino acids)
Cellular component (GO): cytosol
Molecular function (GO): single-stranded DNA 3'-5' DNA exonuclease activity
Source: RefSeq, a predicted model, not a curated record
UCAGUUUUUCCCAGACUAGUCACGUAACAGCCAGCAGUCUUUUUGAGCUCCUUUUUAUUAAAAAUAUAAAAUUUAUUUAACACUUUUAAUUUCUUAUUUAUUUUAUAUACUUCUCACUUAUAUUUUUACUCUACAUUGCUCAUCUACUUGCCUAACUACAUAAAUGUAUAAAAGUGAACAAAAGCGAUAACAAUAAUAAUUAUUAAAUAAAAAUCAAAACCGUAUCGUCUCCUGUUUGUCGUCGUCGUCGCUCGUCUUCUCGUUUUCGUCGUUGUCGUUGUUGUCAUUGUCGUCGUCGUACUCGUCGGUGCUCCUCCUCGAUUUACGACUUAUGUGCGUUGCCAAAUAAUUUCCUUAUUUUCAUAAAAUAUAUAUACGACUUCCAAUAAAAAGAAAAACUUAGACAAUAUUUAAAAAUUAUAACAAUGGCAAACUCAGAUAAUAACGUCGAUGACAUGAAGCAUUGCUUUGAAAAUUUAAUUGUGAUCGAUGCUGGUGCUAAUCUAACUAACAAAAAAUACAGCCGUGACUUGGAUUCAGUAAUUCAGAGGGCAAAAGACGCAGGUGUCCAAAAAAUAAUGGUUCCAGGCACAUCGGUCAAAUCGAGCAAAGAAGCACUACGACUAUCUCGAAUCUAUCCAGACAUAAUUUAUUCGACUGCUGGCAUACAUCCACAUGACUCAAAGUCAAUCAUAGAAGAACCAACAAGUUGGUUUGAAUUUGAACACAUUGCUGAGGCACAAGAAUGCGUUGCCAUCGGUCCGUGUGGCCUUGACUAUCAAAGAGACUUUUCCGAGCCCGAUGUACAAAAGGAAAUUUUCGAGAAGCAAAUACUGCUGGCGUGCAGUCUGGGAAAAUCUGUAUUAAUUCAUGAGCGUUCAGCUCAAGACGAUGUCUUACAAAUACUAGACAAAUAUCCGAACAUACCACAAGUGAUAAUUAGAGGUUUUAUGGGUACAACAGAGGAGGCGGUUAAAUAUUUAGAUAGACGAUUUUACUUAAGCUUAACUGGUUAUUUAUGCAAGGACAAAUCAGAUACUGGAGUAAGAAAACUUUUAGAAGACGGUACACUGCCGUUGGAUAGACUACUCGUCGAAACAGACUCGCCAUUUAUGUACCCAAACACAAGAGCUUCCAAGCUACCACAACAUGUUAAGACUGGAAUAACAGAGAGAUCUCUGUUAUAUUUACAUAGAUAUUGUACUUUUCAACGAAACGAACCAUGUAGCCUACCGGCUAUAGUGGAGAUGAUAGCAGCUUUUAUGAAGAAGACACCUGACGAGGUGGCCCUGGCAACAGCUUUCAAUGCUCUCAAAUUAUUUGGGUUGUCGUGAGCGAAGCGUUUUUAUGCUUUGAUUAAUUAUUUCUUCUUCUUCUUCUUAUGCAGCCUGCUGUUAACUAUUAUGACGACUAUUUAGUUUUACUUUUUAUAUAUUAUUAUUUUACUGUUUUCUAUAAGAAUCUGCAGAUUUUUAUGUAUUUACAUAAGUAAACCGCUUAGAUAUUGUUUUUAUUAAAUAUGUUUAUAAGAAUUUAUGCGUAACACUAAGUGCCUUAUUGCCUAAUCCGGAUUAAGGCAGAAAAAUAAAAAAAAAAAUAUAUAUUGUAGGUAAUCGAAUAUCCCUGGAAGAAAGGACUAAACUAUUUUUUAAAAUGCAUCCUCAUCCUCCCAUCUUAGCCAAGAUUUACCGCAUUUCCCAUUUGACUAAUAAUUUACGAGUACUGUUGUAUUUUUGUAUACUUUUAGAAAUACUAUAUAGACGAGACAAAAACAAAUAUUGAGUAUCAUUAAAUGAUUCCAUAAAUGUUAAUGGCGUAAAAGUGCCAUAACUUUAUAUUAUCAUAAAGCCUAUGACUGUUUAGUUUAUGCGUUUUUGAUUUUAUUUGAAAAUUUUCUAAGCUUACAAAUAUUAUAUAUUUUUAUACACAUAUUUAUUCAAAACUGUUAUGAAUAUGUUUAUAUUCAAAAAAAAAACAACAAAAAGUCUUUAUUCUUAAGCGCUAAUUAAAGCAAGCUUGUGAAUUGUUUUAUUUUAUUUUUUUUUUAUUUCAAUAUAAGGACAACACUUUAUUUGUUAUAAUAUAUAUAUUUAAUUAUUUGAUGGAAAUGAUUGUGAUCAUAAACGUGCAUACAAUAUUAUUAUACUAUAUAUUACUAUUAUAUCAAAAUGUUUUAUACAACAAAUUAAUCGUGUAGCUAGGAAACAAUUUAAAUAAAUACAAAAAGCAAUGAAGAAUUAAA